AUGUCUGGCCUUCUGUCACAUGAUGUCACUGUCCAUUGCCACCUCAAGCACCUCUUAUUGAUUGUAACCUACGUUGCCACAUGUCAAGUCAAUGGCCUUCUGGAGCCAAUACCGAUGCCAGACAUCCUCCGAGAAUGCUACAGAUACAGGACCGAGAAUAUCAGCGUAUCUGAAAUGACGUCACAGAGCCUUAACAGUUUCUGCAUCACAGAUUUCCUCUCUGAAACUGUUCUCCUUCGUCCUCAAAGGGAAAUAUCAAACACGUCGAUUUUGUAUGCACAAGAACUCAUUCGGAAGGUCAUUGGACGCAUCAAUACUGGAGGUAGAUCCCGGAGGCAAGUGAGAGAGAGGAAAGAAGUCCGAACUUUAUCCAGGGAGGAGUGGAACACCUUCACAGAGAGACUCAAUAUCCUAAAAAGACCAGUGAUGUUGCCGAAUGGUGAACAGUUUGUACCUUACGAUGCCAUAUCUGAUAUUCACAUGCCACCUUACACACUUCUAGCAGCACACAUAGGGCCUAAUUUCCUCGGCUGGCAUCGUGUUUACCUCCUGCUACUAGAAGAAGCACUAGGAGUUCCACUUCCGUAUUGGGACAGUCGACUGGACUUUGACAUGGUAGACCCGACCGAUUCAGUUCUCUGGACACCGGAGUUUUUCGGUCAAGGUUUCGGCAUCGUGGACAAUGGACCUUUCGCGGGAUGGAUCACACCACAAGGAAUCAACCUCAUCCGAAACAUUGGGAAUGACGGAUCCCUAAUCACUGAUGAACAAGUCCAGGGAAUUCUCAUGCAGGGUAGUCACUACGAGGUUACGGAACCAAUACCAAGACUAAGCAUAGAACGCGUGCACGACGGGCCGCACGUGUGGGUUGAUGGACAACUGUCAGCACUUGCCACCGCCCCACAAGAGCCCGUUUUCUUCUUGCAUCAUGCCUUCGUUGACUAUAUUUGGUAUUUAUUUAGGAACAGGCUUCGUAUGGAAUACCCGGAUAUAGAUCCUCAAUACGACUACCCACUUAAAGGAAAUGUUCUUCACGCUCCUAACGCACCAAUGAUACCAUUCAAUAAUCUUCAAAACAUUCAAGGUUAUAAUAAUUUUUUUGAGUCCCGUACAGUUUACGCUCCGUCCCCAACAUGCCCUGACUGUGGUGAAAGUCCUUACUUAGUCUGCAAUCUAACGCUAGGGAGAUGUCGUUCUCUUUCUGCAGCUGAGGUUGCGCCAUCUCGUGUAGUACCAUUUGGAGCUGCUGACGCUGCCGCGACCGGUGCAGUUGCCGGUGCAGCUGCCGCUGUUGGUCAACUCAAAAUACAGAAACUCGUGAAAAAGUUGGGGCCUCUUAAGAUAGGGUCGCGGUUUAAAGUAUUUAGUCGAGAUCCUAGAACAAGAGGGGAUACUCUUCCAAAUUCACCUCUAGCUACCAGAAGAAGGCGAAGUUUUAGUAACGAUUCAAAUGUGAACGAAGCAAUAUUCCAAACAAAGAAUAUGAAAAGUAGGGGUCAUGUAGGAGAUUCCCAGAUUGAUAAACCAUACCUGAAUACAUUCGUUCUGGACAGUGUUAGUGAUGAAAAACUUUGGGUGUAUAUUCCUGUGAAAAUUAUUUAUGAAAAACCUUCUGAAAUGUCAACAAACCCUGUUGAAUUACCAGAGAGUAUUUCCCCGCGUCAACGUAAUUUAAUCACAAAAGAAAUUAACAACACAGAAAUUGUACAACCUACUAUCCCAGCUUCUUCUCCGAAAUGCCAUGUUUCCGGUUCCGGUGCUUCUAAAGUUUAUGUCCAGACCGAUGGUAUUGACUAUUCCGGCAGAUACAAAGACUAUGCUGUGGUAGAUGAGAGGCUGCCGAUCUCAUCUGCUAUGAUAUAUGUCGGUGUCAAAAAUCCAAAACACAGUGCAGCGAAAUUUUAUAUGAGUGCAUUUGACUCUUGCGGUCAUGUAUGUAAACCCAAUUGUUUAGCAAACGGUGAAUAUAAUGCAUGCUCUGGAACCUUCCAAAUUACAUCGUCUUCGCCUUUGAUGUAUGGAGUGACCGUUAAGGAAGCUGCCAACGGAGUAUGGGAAACGGAAGGCAAGCUUCCGGUUGUUUCAGAAUACGGCAAUGCACCUGUGGUAUUUACUUGCAAAAUAUACACUAAUUGGCCUUGGGAUUUAUCUUAA
Molecule: messenger RNA, 2154 nt
Organism: Ylistrum balloti
Lineage: Eukaryota; Metazoa; Mollusca; Bivalvia; Pectinida; Pectinidae
Product: tyrosinase-like protein 1
Exons: 5
Coding region: 1-2154 (717 amino acids)
Molecular function (GO): oxidoreductase activity
Source: RefSeq, a predicted model, not a curated record